ACAAUGAUGAUAUCUCUGUUCGCUUAAUUGUCCCUUUAACUUUUUGUUUAGCAAUGCGAUUGACUGUUUAAUGAUGACUUUAUACGGCUUGUUGUAUUUAUAUACUUAAAAUAUGUGGUUAGUGACAGGACUUAUUUUCUCUGUAUUCAUACAUGAAUGUGUCCCGCAAGGCCCGGGGUUUCCAGGCAUCGGUGGGAUGUCACCUUCCUCGCCACCAUUAUCCCCCAGAGGAGGCUUCAUGGGAGGUUCCAGUGGCAGUGACGUCAUGGUCAGAACAAGAGGGGACCGUUUUGGCUCCGGUGGUCGAGGUGGAGGUGGUGACGGAUUUGUAAGUGGAGGUGUUAGCGGAGGUGUGGGUGGUAGCGGAGAGUGCCCACGUGAAAGAAGAAUAGAAGGAUUUAGGUGUUACGGUCGAGGCAUGGACGUUACCGACUGUCCUUCCGGUUCAAGAUGCAUAAGAGACCGGACUUCCGGUGGGUCAUACUGCUGUUGGGAAAGUUCCGCACCAGUAGAAGCCGGAGAAAAUGGCAUGAAUUCACCUUGCGAAGACCCAAGGAUGAGAGAGGACGGAAGGUCUUUCAUGCAGUGUGUGCCUGGGAAUACAACUGGAUGCCCACAGUGCCACAGGUGCCAGAGCUUAGGAGGAGGGAUGGGCAUGGGACUGUGUUGCCCUCAGGUCACCGUACCUGGAUGUGAAAGAAGUAGUCCAAUGCGGAAUGAGUUCGAGGCAGCUCGUAGACGAAUAGCUGGUAGCGGCGGGUCAAUGGGUACAUCUAUGGGUGGUACAUCAAUGGGUGGUACAUCAAUGGGUACAUCAAUGGGUACAUCAAUGGGCACUGGCUCUCGGCUUCAAGAUAGUCGUGUUUCCGACAGAUUUUCUGGAGAUCGAAUGGGUCCAGGGUCCAGUCCAUUGGGUACGGAUUUUGGAAUGACUAGAAGUAGUAGUGGUAUUGAAGGUGAAGGUCGUGUAUUAUGUCCCAAUGGGUUAUCUCCCUUGCGGUAUUGUUCUUCGAGCGAUCCCUGUCCUAAUGAUUACCGUUGCUUAGAGAUAAGUGGUGGGAGAGGAGGAUGUUGUCCAAGAGGCUUGUCCGGUACACCAGGGUUACCAGGGAGGACAGAUGGGUCGGGACGAUUUAUGCCCGGAAGUGCUGGAAGACCGGGGAUGUCCGAUUUUCCAAGAGGACCGACAGGUGUAGUUUCUGGAAUGAGCAGACGUGACGGUGUUUGCCCUGAUGGACUUCCGGGUACAGAGAGAUGUUUUUCACGCGGCUCCUGUGGUCCUGGACAGGCCUGUGUGCCAGUAAGAAGCAGCGAAGGUGUGUGCUGUCCCACUCGCCCAGGAGGCAUGCCGAGAGGACCGGGACGGUUUGGACCCGGAGGUCCAGGUGGGCCGGAAAUGCCGAGAUUUCCGGGAAUGACAGGGAGAUUGACUCCCAUGGAGAUGCUCGAAAGAAGACGCGCCAUGAGGAGAGCUUUAGCUAGAAGGAGAAUGCUAGGUCUAAGGAGACCGUUCGGCGAGGGUGCUAGAUUUUAGCAGGCUCUUGUCCGGUUAGAUGUAUACGAACUGGUCGCCAUGAAUGUUACGAAGCACGUCACUGUCCCGAACCAAUGAGAUGUUGUCGUCCGGCUUUAGGCUGCCAGCGUCGUUGUGUUUAAAAUGUACUUUUUCUUUGUUUAUACAAAAAUAUAAAGAUAAAAUGAUCCAUGGACUGGUAUCAA
Mercenaria mercenaria is the source of this 1719-nucleotide messenger RNA. RefSeq names its product loricrin-like. The coding region runs from base 113 to 1534 and encodes 473 amino acids. NCBI's taxonomy places the organism in Eukaryota, Metazoa, Mollusca, Bivalvia, Venerida, Veneridae. The record is from RefSeq and is a predicted model, not a curated record. The transcript has 6 exons.